Molecule: messenger RNA, 1587 nt
Organism: Rhodotorula toruloides NP11
Lineage: Eukaryota; Fungi; Basidiomycota; Microbotryomycetes; Sporidiobolales; Sporidiobolaceae
Product: RNA recognition motif domain containing protein
Exons: 9
Coding region: 1-1587 (528 amino acids)
Molecular function (GO): RNA binding
Source: RefSeq, a predicted model, not a curated record
AUGAGCGGAUACGGCUACUCGGGCUACUCGGGGCCACAGCAGGGCUACAGCGCGGGCGGAGACGGCGCACCGGGACCGUCAGCCUACAACACUUCUCCCCCUCGCGGCGGCUACGGCGGAGGUGCGGGACCGCACAGGAACAGUUACGGGCAGCGUCCUGGGCCGUACGACCGUGGAGGUCCCGGCGGAGGACGCGACAACGGCUACAACCGCGACCGCUCGCGACGCAGCGCUUCGCCCGACUACUCGAGGGGCGCAGGACAGGGCGGAGAGCACCGUGGCUAUUCCGGGCGUCCGCGCGGAGGGUACGGUGGCGGCGGAGGCUACGGAGGGGGAGGAGGAGGAGGAGGACCGCCGCAUGGUCGACCGGACGACAGGCCUUACAACCCGGCUGAGCGCGGCAGCUACGGGCGGAUGGACCUCGGAGAUCCUGUCCGACGCAACCGCGAAGGAGGCGACCGCGACGAGUCGGAAGUAAUUCGCGCCCGCGUCACCCGCGAGCGUCCUUGCCGCACUCUCUUCGUGCGCAACCUCAAGUUUGGCUUGCGCGCUGAUGAAGUCAGGAAGCCGUUCCUCGAGAUUGGCGACAUCAAGACGUUCUUCGACUUGACCGAGAAGCGCGCCAUGGCGUUCAUUACCUUCUACGACUCGCGUGCGGCGAUGAUGGCCAAGGACCGCCUCCACCAGAUGCCUCUUCACGGUCGUGCGAUCGACGUCCACUACUCGCUUCCUCGCGACGCCGACCUUGCGCAAGAAUGCGACCGCGAGAAAGGCCAGGGCACCCUCUCGAUCGCGAUCCGCAACGCUCCGCCCGGCAUGUCUCGCCUCUCGGACCAGGAGAUCUACAACCGCUUCGCGCCCUUCGGCGACAUCAAGACGGUGUACCCGCACGAGCGCAGGCCCGAGAUCACCAUGCUCGAGUACUACGACUCGCGGGCUACCGUCAAGGCGUUCGACCAGCUCAACGGGACGCCGCUCGGAGGAGGCAUUGCAGAGCUGAGGUUUGAGUGGGACAAGCCCAACCCGCCCGUCGCCGCGCCUGUCUUUACCGUCCCAGCUGCGCCCGCUGAAGGUUAUGGCUACGCUCCCGUCGGCGGACGCGUCGGAGGAGCCCCUCCACCUCCUCACGCUCAGCACCCGCCUCCUCACGCGCCCUACCCUCCCUACUCGGCUCCGCCCAUGCACGCCCCACCGCCGCCCGCUCCCGCUCCGACGCCCCCUGCUGCAUUCCACGGAGUCGAGCAAGCGAAGCGAAUGCAAGACCUCCUCGCCUCGCUCGUGCAGAAUCAGGCUCUCAUCGCCAAUGCGAGCUCGGCCGCACCUCCUCCUCAUCCUCCGCCUCCUCCCGCUCACCCGUCCGGCUACUCGCCCGUCCCACCCACGAUCGGCUCGCCCAUGUACGGACAGCCGCAGUCGAGCGUCCCGCCGGGGCUUGCAGGUUUGAUGGGCCCGAACUCCUCCUCAACUCCGCCUUAUCCGUCAAACGCUCCUCCUCCGGCAGCCGUGGCGCCAGCUUCGACGGGUGCGACGCCGGCGCAGGUGCAAGCUUUGCUGGCGAUGCUGGCUCAGCAGAAGGCGGGGCCGUAG